ACUCGGCUGGAGGGAAGGAAGAGAUUUAAACUCAGCUGCUGGGUGUUUCUUUAAACUUCCUCCACACCCUGAUUAUCUUCCACAUUACAGGCAGCUGGAAUAUCACUGGUUCCAGCACACUGAGAGCUAUUAGACUGGGAAAGAAAGCCAUAAUUCGGUGUGUGUGUGUGUGUGUGUGUUUGUGUGUAUAUAUAUAAGAUGCAGGGAGAACUUCAGUGUCUGUGUGACACAUGACUUUUUCACUGCCGGACAUUGUAUUUAUAACUGAGGACUGCUUCUGUGUGCUACUGUAAGUAUCAGCAGUCACUCAUAAAGACACACCAACUCUCCUGUAAAACUCUGCUAAUUAUAGAUUUAAACUAUGAAAAUGAUGAAUAAUUUUAACAUGAUUGGAAAAUAAAAUAAAGAUAUCAUACAAGACUUCUGUGUCAAGCACAGAUUUUCUAGGCUUGGUAGGCUAGGUAUAGGCCAGGUUUCACCCUGGUGAAAUUACACUGACAUGCCUCUUGUUUUGUUAUACUUGAGUUGUUCAGUUUCAGUAUUAAACUAAUACAGACAGCAUUUUUUUUAAAUCAAGACCCCUCACCUGUCAGAUCAACUGAUUAGGAAAUGUUAGAGAAGCACUCACUGAGCCCUAUAGUCCUCAUAGGUGAACCCAAAAGUCUAUUACUAUUUGUUUGAGGACAUGUUCCUGAAAAGUAGGAUCCCUGGUUAAUGGAGGACUGCUGGUGUAAGAUACCUGUGCUAUUUGUUGGUCACUGAGUUCACCUGUUGAUCCAUUGUUGCUUAAUUCAAAGUAAAUAUUGCAAUAUCUCCUGUAAAAAAAAUUGUAAUGCUAGAAAUCCAGCUGUUAAUGUGAGAUCCGGAGUCUUAAAAAUGUCCUUAACUGAACUCUUCAGUAAACAACCACAGCAGGAGAGAAGAUAAGAGACGUUGGGGCCCUGUGGUUUCAACUUGUGGCCAGAUAUGAUGAUCUGUGGUGCACAUGCAAAGCAAGAUAUUGCUAAAAAAAAACUUGUUCUGUGGUCGCUUCUAUACGUGUCAUAUCAUAUCAUAGUAAUCUGCUGUCUUAUUAAGUGUCAAUUGCAAAACUAGUGUUUUUUUAAUAUCUAAAUGAUGCAUAGUUUAGUGUUAAUUCAAUGUAAUCACUAUAUUUAAGCAUUUAUUUAUAUGCGCAGUAGUAAGUUUUGUCAAAACUGCAGGAAUGGUAUCUUUAUAUUUAUUAUUGCCUUUAUUUGACCUGUAUUUUCUAUACAUAACAAACAGCUGGACAAUAUAAAAACUUCAAAAUAUGCAUAACAUGAUACAUAAACCUAUAGGCACAUUUAUAAGUUGGGUACAUGAAACGAUAUACAUGGCUAUAAGUCCUACAUGCAUAUAUGUGUGGGAAAAAAACUAUGAGCAAUAUCGGUAAAAUGCAAAGUAUUCUCAGGAAAACAAACAACACAAUAAUAUAUAUACAUAUAUAUAUAUAAUGCCAAAUAGUAGAAAUGUGUAUAUAUAAUUUGAUAAAAUGUAUGCAUGUCUUAUUUUUUAUAUUCUUAUUCUGUUCUUAUGUCUAUGUAUCUGUAUCUUGAGCUGCUGUGACAACUACAUUUCCCCACUGCGGGAUGAAUAAAGUUAUAUCUUAUCUAAUCUUAUCUUAUGCAUUAGCCUACAACAGUGAUAAUUAAUCAAUAAACAUCUAAAAGUAUGGAGGUAACGUAAAGUGGUGGUGCAUGGAUCGUCACUUUAAACGAUGAUGUGUAAAUAAAAUUUAAUACAUAUGCUAAAGAAGAUAAAGUUCUAUUAUAGAAAACUCUCCUGCUUCGAUGGACGUGUGAAUCCGCGCAUGCGCUCUGCCACCCCUGUCCGCCAGGGCGGUGAUCUCUCUCUCUCAUACACACACACUCUCCCUUUGUGUCUCUCUAUCUCUCUCUCUCUCUGGGAAAAACCCGAGCAGGAGGAGAGCAGCAGAAAGGGGGGAGGAGGCGGACUCCUUCUUCUUCUUCCGAUACAGCGGCAGGAUAUUUAGAAAAAUAAAUAAAAAAUUCCACGCACCGAGCCCCCCCCCCCUCCCACCCCCAGUGCGGAGCGGCAGAGGAAGAAAAACCACACGGAUGUGCCUCCGAAAGCGCAGCGGAUACCGCCCUCCGGACCUUAUUAAUGCCAAGAUUGAGAGGUCCGAGGCAGAAGGGGGGAUGACAUGCAUGUGUCCGGCCUGCUAACAUCGCUGACGACUCGCACACUAACCGACUGCCCGGCCUCACGACAUGACGGACGUCCUGUACACAGGUCCGAUCCCGGCCGAGCGAGGGGGCGAGCUGGCCAUGGGGGGAGGUCGCAGCGAGACCUCGGCACUGAGUGGGACGGGAGGGGGGCGGGGCAUGACCACUACCCAGAAUUCCCAACGGCCCAAUGCCUGCUGCUUCUGCUGGUGCUGCUGCUGCAGCUGCUCAUGUUUUAUCAUGUCAGUCUCACCGUCAGGAAUGAAGAGGAGAGACGGAGGCGGAGGAGGAGGAAGAGAAUAUCACAGGACACCAAGAUGGAAACCAUACCAAACUGUGAAGCUUGCACCAAACCCUCAGUGGACGAGAUCCGGCUGUGGUCUCAGUCCUUCGACAAGCUGAUGAGGAACCCGGCGGGGCGAAAUGUUUUCCGGGAGUUCCUGCGGACGGAGUACAGCGAGGAGAACAUGCUGUUCUGGCUGGCGUGCGAGGACCUCAAACAGGAGCUCAACAAGGGCGCCAUCGAGGAGAAAGCUCGCUCCAUCUACGAGGACUACAUUUCCAUAUUGUCGCCAAAAGAGGUGAGCCUGGACGCCCGGGUUCGAGAGGUGAUCAACAGGAAGAUGCAGGACCCGACGCCUCACUCGUUUGAAGACGCUCAGCUACAGAUCUACACGCUGAUGCACAGGGACUCCUACCCACGAUUCCUCUCCUCCAGCAUCUACAAGUCGCUCAUCCACGGCGGCUCACGUACCUCCUCAGAAUCCUAGUCCCACACCUCCUCCUCCUCCUCCUCCUCCUCCUCCUCCUCCUCUGAUCCUGACACCAGAUCAUUUCAUCGCUUCUCUAGCACACUCCUCCCCGUAUCAACUUUACAAAAAUGAUCUCCGCCCCUUCAAUUCACCUCCCCGAUUCUCUGAAUCCCAAAUUUCUCUGAUUACUGCCAAGACUUUCUUCUCAAUUCUUGUUUUUUUCCCUCCUUUUCUUCACCCUUUCUCCUGCUAUUGUCUCCUUGUUAACAUUAAAUGCUAUUUUCUAACUAUUUGAUUAAAAAAAAAUCUGAUAAUGCAUAUAACCCUGAUUCCAAAAAGGUUGGAAUGUGGUCGAAGAUGUAAACAAACCAGAAUGUAAACAUUUAAUAAUUCCCAGCAGUGGGUAGGGUUAGGGUUGGACCAAAAAAACAUUCUUUUUUUUGUUUUAGUUGUGUUUUAGCCACACGCUAAACAAACACAACUGCAGAAACUAGAAAAUGAAGCCUCAUACACACAUUUCAGCCUUCUGGUUCUUCUGUUAACUUUUAUUUGGUCUAAUCCUAACCCUCCCCUUUGUUUAUUAUUGGGACAUACAGUUUAAAACUAGGCUUCCACGCUGUCCUGUAGAGCCUUAAAGCUGCUGAACACUUUACACUCCUCCUCCAUCCUUCUAUUCAUCCUUUUUCACCUCAAACACUCCUGAACAGAGAAGGAAGCGCUCUGGCUGUUGAAGUAUUUCUUCGAGAUAUGUGGCGAUAUGUGGAGAUUUUAAAGCAUUUCAAAGGGGAGAGAAACACACCUGUGCCAUGAUUCUUUAGCUCCUCCCCUCAUCACGACCGUCCAAUCACCUUUAAGAGCUGAUUAAAGGUGUCUGUCCGUCUCUCAUCCUGCAGCUCUCUACUUCUCCACUGACGGAAAGGCAACAGAAAAAGACGGAUGCUGUCACAUUCCUUGUAUCUUUCUCUCUUUCUUUUCUCACUUUCAACUGGAAAACACAGGGUGCUCCCUCCAUCCCUCCUCCCCCCUGCUACAAAAAGUUUCUUAUAUUUGUUGUUUAUUUAUCCACUCUUGUUUGCUGGAUCAAUCAUUUCACUCCUGUGAUAAACAAACGGACAAAUGGACGGAUGUCACUUCCGUCCGACUACUGAUUUACAAACAGACGAGACGUCUAUUUUUUAAGAGAUAAAACUAUAAAGAACAUUUUAAUUAUGUUGAUUUUUUUGUUUGUUUAUUUGGUUUCACUCACUCUCUCCCCUUCCUGGAUUUUUUUUUGCAAGAAGAGGAGGAUUCCUCUGAGACUGUACUGAUCCCCACCCUGCGCAACACCACACACACACACACACACCACACACAGGUGCAAUAAACACUGGAGUUUGGAAACACACACACACACACACACACACACACACACACACACACACACACACACAUACACACAUACACACAUGCAAACAUUUACAACAUUUGUGUUACUAUACUUUUGCUCCUUCCUGUUCAAAUUAUAAACCUUCAGCAACAUGUGACCAAAUCUGCCAAAACAGCAAAUCUGUAUUUACCUCAGGUUCAUUGUUUAUUAUUUUGGAAUUGUAUCUUUUCUGUUUCUCAUGUUUGAGUCAUGAAUGAAACGAUAAUCCACUCUGACCCAUGCAGUUAUUAUUACAGGUGCAUCUUAAUUAAUUAGAAUAUAAUAGAAAGUUUAUUUAUGUCAGUAAUUUAAUUCAAAAAGUGGAAAUAACACAUUAUAAAGAUCCAUUACACACAGAAAGAAACAUUUGAUGUCUUAUUUAAUUUAAUUUCUUCUAAUUAUAAUGAUGGUUUACAUUUAAUGAAGACCUAAAAUUCAGUGUCUCAAAAAAAAAAAUUACAAAAGACAGAUUUAAAAAAAAGUAUGUUUAAUGUGGAAAUGUUGGCCUCUGAAAAGUAUGUCCAUCUAUAUGACUCAAUACUUGGUUGGGGCUAUUUGACUUGAACUACUGGAAAUGGACUUUUCAAUGAUAUUCUAAUAUAUUGAUAUGCAGCUGUAAAUAAUGCACCCCACAGAGUGUGUUAUUGUUAGAACAUAGCAAUUAUUUAUUCAUAUUCAGGGCAAUACACCCUUUAAAUGUAGAUGUUGUGUUAUUCAGUUGUUGGUAUGAGUGGCCUUCCUUUAAAAGUAAUUUUUUUGUUUAAUUUUAUGAUUUUUUUGAAUGGUAGAACUUUGGAAUCAUAGAGCUGAAACAAUUAGUCACUUUUUUAAUUUAUUUUUUAUUAAAAGCUGAUUCUGUGCUUCUCAAAUGUGAAAAUUGUAUUAUUUUAUUAUUUAAAAUUAAUUAUCUUUGGAAUUUGGUCUGAUGGACAAAACGUCCCAGAAGUCAAAAUUGUCCUCAUAAGUAUGGUAAUACAAAUACACACACACACACACACACACACACGCACACCAGGGUGGCCUACCUGGGCACUGCUGCUGCUGACCUCUGCCUCUGUGACCUCUCACCUUUGACCUCACCACUGUCUGUCACCCACUCAGACGCCUGCUCCUGAUAGGCUGCAGGGCUGAACUGUGGUUGGUCAAUUCAGGAAGGGGGGUGGGAGGAAAUCCCAGGUGCAAAAAAGUAUAUAUAUAUAGAUAUAUUAAUGAAAAACAACUAAUAAAAAAUAUAUAUAGAAAAAAAGAAGAUGUUAUGUGGGAUGGGAUGCUUACACCCAGUGCUUCAUGGGAAAUGUAGUUCGAGGAAAACAAAUGUUUGUAGUUGUCUGCGGCGGCAGAAACAACAGAUUUUAAAAAAAGAGAUGCCCAGGUCCUCACCAGACCGGUCACUCAGAAUGCAUUUAUCUUAGUAUUGUUAAUGUUAUUUAUUUUAUAUUUUGUUAAAACUGUGAUUUUAAUUGUACAUAUAUAAACGGAAACCCUUGAACAUCCAA
This is a messenger RNA of Centropristis striata (black sea bass), 5860 nucleotides long. RefSeq names its product regulator of G protein signaling 19 (gene rgs19). The transcript has 7 exons. The record is from RefSeq and is a predicted model, not a curated record. The coding region runs from base 2186 to 2977 and encodes 263 amino acids. Lineage: Eukaryota; Metazoa; Chordata; Actinopteri; Perciformes; Serranidae.